This is a messenger RNA of Pecten maximus, 3020 nucleotides long. RefSeq names its product sodium-dependent multivitamin transporter-like. The coding region runs from base 41 to 1867 and encodes 608 amino acids. Gene Ontology annotation, biological process: transmembrane transport; sodium ion transport. Gene Ontology annotation, molecular function: symporter activity. Gene Ontology annotation, cellular component: membrane. NCBI's taxonomy places the organism in Eukaryota, Metazoa, Mollusca, Bivalvia, Pectinida, Pectinidae. The record is from RefSeq and is a predicted model, not a curated record. The transcript has 16 exons.
ACCAGUAGUGCAGGACGCAUUCGCUCAGCCUUAACGCAACAUGUCGUCUGCUCUUCAAGAUGCCCCCGGGUUCGUGGUUGUGGAUUAUGUAUUGUUUGCCUGUGUUAUUGUAAUUUCCAUCGGAAUCGGUAUAUUUCAUGCAUGUGUCGGAGGGAAACAGAAAACUGGACUGGAGUACCACUUGGGGAACCGGAACAUAAAGACGCUCCCUCUCAUCCUCUCCAUGCUGGUCACCACGCAGUCGUCCAUCUUGAUGCUCGGUAUCCCCGCCGAGACCUAUCUGUAUGGAGGCGUUAUUCUAUUUUCAUCCUUUGGUUUCUUUCUAUCGUACUUGAUUGGAGCAAGGAUUGUGGUCCCAAUGCUUUACCCCCUCAAGUUAACAACAGUAAACGAGUAUUACCAGCUGCGGUACAAGGGCAAGGCCGUGAGACUAUUUAUAGCAAUAUGUAUGAUACUUUUAAACGGAAUAUACGCGGGCAUCGUGGUGAUGGGACAGGCGGUUGCUAUGGAAGGCGUGACCCGUAUCCCCAAAUGGGCCUCAAUACUAGCCGUAUCGUCUGCUGCCGUUCUGUACACAUCUAUCGGAGGAAUCAAGGCGGUGAUAUGGACGGACGUUUUCCAGUGCUUUGUCAUGUUGUUCGGAAUAAUAUCGGUCACCAUUAAGGGUACGAUAGACGCCGGAGGGUCUGCCUAUGUUUGGGAGGUGAAUACAGCUUCAGACAGACUAAACGUAUUCAAUUUUGACCCUGACCCAUUAGUCCAGUACACGGUGUGGAGUCUCAUCAUUGGUGGAACAUUUAAACUGUUUUUCGUAGUAGUCAAACAGAGUGCCAUCCAGCGCAUGAGUUCCUGUCAAACACAACGAGAGGCGACAACCGUGUACCUAUUAUCUGGCCCCGCCUUCCUGUUGACAAUGAGUCUCGCCUGUGGGGAAGGAUUGGUAGCCUACGCCUACUUCACAUCAAAGGGAUGUGACCCCCUCGAAUCUAAAAUAGUGCCCAACCCCAACCAAUUACUGCCCUACAUGGUGGUCGACAUAUUUCGGGACUAUCCGGGUAUGUCCGGGAUGUUCCUGGCUGCCGUCGUGUCUGCAUCAUUAAGCUCUGUGUCCUCCAGCUUGGCCAGCAUGUCCUCGAUUACCCACGAGGACUUCAUCAAACCACACUUUCCUCGUCUGUCGGACGCGACCAUCACUCGUCUAUCCAAAUGUUCAGUUGUGGUGUACGGAAUCAUAGGAAUAGGUAUUGCAUUCAUGGUGGCAGAAUUCCCAGGGUCAGUUUUCAAGGUAGCGUCCAGUAUGCUCUCCGUGUUUGGAGUACCAGUUGUCGGCGUAUUCCUCUACUCCAUAUUUUUUCCGUCCGCCACACAAAUCGGAGCGAUACUCGGGGGAGUGUUGAGCUCAUGUUUGAUGUUUUGGAUUAAUUUAGGCAGUGCAUUCAACAAAAAGGCUCACCCCGCCCUCGAGCCGGCCCCUACUGACCAGUGUUGGAACAAUACGCUGGUCAACGUUACAUCACCGGCAGUUAGUGACGUCAUAGUAAAGGAACGGCCAGAGGGGUUGGAUGCCCUCUACUCCCUUUCUAAUCACUGGUUCGAUGCCGUUGGACUCUGCUGUCUUUUACUGGUGGCAAGUCUGGUGAGCUGUAUUGUAGGUCGUAGAAAGCUAGAGGAUUCGGACAGUCGUUACUUGUAUAGUUUUGGGGAGAGAACGUGUCCAUGUCUGCCAGACUCUGUCAGACGAAUCGUAUGCUGUGGGAACAAGAUAGAAGACAAGAGACGCCAGGAGGUCGAAUACACAGAGACUGAUGCCGAGACUGAACAAGGGUCGAUAUACAAAGAUAACAAUUCAGAAAAUACAAAAGUAUGAGGAUGGAAGUAAGGAAAUAAUGCGUUACAAUGAUUAUAUUGGUGAUGCCUUUCUUGAUGGUGGUGCUUCGUUUUGUAGUCACUUGUAUGACGAUGGAUGCUUAUUUACACAGUCGCUACCAUACUUACUCUUCCGCCGAAGGAUGCAACUUUAACGAUCACAUUUAUUGUUGAUAAAUGUUUUUAACAAAUGUUGCAACAUGAUCAAGUUAAUUUAUGUAUUAUGUAAUUCGUCACUAACACACUUAAGUAUUAUUUGUUAAGGAAAACACUUGCGCAUGUGAACAGUACGAUCGUGCCAUCUGUAUAAAGUAAACUGAAGUAUUUCUCGUAUAACAGCAAUUCAUCUAGACUACCGGAUGUCAUCGAUUUGUUCCACCCAAUCAAUAUUACUCACAUGUCGUCCUUAUCUAGAUCAAUGAGAUCUAAGUUGUAUAACUUUUUAACUUACUGAAAACUAUUGCAUAUACAGAACUAAUAAGUUUCAUUAGCCAAUAAAAACUAAUUCCUACAAUCGCAUUGGUUGACUUUUAUUCUCGAUAAUCAAACUUAACGAUAGUAGAUAUGCUGAAGAUCUUAAUUUAGAUUUACACUUAAGAUUGCUAAUGACUUUCCCAAGUUUAUCAGUAAUAGUGUAGAUGUGCUGUAGAGCUAAAUUUAGAUUUACACAAAGUUUCAAGUGAUCCCAGUUAUUUUCACGUUUAGCCCCAAUAAUCAAUAGCUGGGCCUAUUACGGAAAUCCGAAACCAAGAUAUCUUCGAUUUAUCUUCGAUGUUAAGUUUUAAAAAAAUAUUUGUCUCAUGAGACACUUUCUAAAUUUCCAACUGUCAGUACGUGUUGCAGAGUGAUCGAGGGAUUAUGAUCCUGGAUUUUUUCCUGGACUAUUUCUCAGAUGGUGUCGGGUAGAUUUUUGACAAAUACCACAAGCAAGAUUUCAUACGAUUCCUAAUUACAUUUUACUUUUUGGGAAGAUUGUCAACAGGUGGUUGUUAGGGUUAUACUAUAGGCAUUUCUGCGGUUCCGAUUAGCAACAUAACAGUAACAGAUGACCGUCAAGAAUAUUGAUAAAGAUUUCUCCAUCAGUGUCUUAGAAAGAAUGAGCGGUAUCUGUCUGAAAACAGAUCAAGAUUCAAUAAAAAAAAUCGAUCUAUAAA